GUGGUUAAGGUUAGGGUUACGUUUAAAAUGUGAAUGUAUGACUUUGUGGCUGUGCCAGCUAGUGACCACACUGCAGAGCUGCUUCCAAAACAAGAUUCAUGACGAAAAACGCUAACCUGCGUGAAAAUAGGGACCCCUGCCUGUUGGCCUGCUUCGCUUCCUGCGCCCCUUUUUUCCUUUGGUUUGUAUGUUUGUCCGAUUUUUAGUAGCAUGGUUUUUAAGUUAAAAGUAAAGAAGCAAUUGGUACACAGAAAUUAAGCAUUUUUAACUGAAUUGUGAAAUCGAAUUGAGAAUGUGUUAACUUGAUUACUGAAACGGUGAUGAUUGAAAACCAUACCUUAUGAAAAAUAAUUGUAAAAAAACGGUCCUUUUUGUUGUCUGCCUCUGGGUCACUCUGCCUGCUCAAUCCAGGCCCUAGAACCUGGCACUUUUCCAGCUUGUCACAUCUAGGCCUAUAUAACAUUAGUAACAGUCCAUCAAUAAUUGGCUGGUGGGUCUCCUACGUUGUUGUCAUGGAAGAUAACAGAAGCCAUGGAAGAAGGAGGGCGCAUCCCUUUAAUUUUUGGAACGUCUACUUUCUCCAGAGGCGGGAGUGUGCUGUGACUCUGCCAAACCCAAUCGCAACGAACAGACAUAUCAGCAUCCGACCACGAAAGGACCCACAUAUGUUUCAGCAAUCAUGUAAGAGCAAUGCCAUACGUCACACCUUUAAAAACUUGCUCCCAACUCAUCAUGUAGCCAGCUUUAUGGGGUUCAAAUAAGAGACCACUCCUAUCAAUAGCAAGAAUAUCCGUUGCUUCCAUUGCGCUGGGGAAAACAUCGCACAGGAAGAGAAGAGAAAAUGUCUCCUUCCUACGUGUUCUUCCUCUUCUUAUGGAGCUCUGUUAUUGGAGUCGGACACGGCUGCCCUGAACUAUGCGACUGCUCCGACAAAUACGGACGCCACUUCGCUGAAUGCUCCUACAAAGACUUGGUUGACAUCCCUGAAGGGUUGCCGCCCAACGUGACCACUCUGAGUCUCUCUGCCAACAAAAUAUCUUUGGUGGUGUCGGGCAGCUUCGACAACGUGACCCGAGUCACGUCCUUAUGGAUGGCCAAUAACGAGAUAGUCACCAUCGAGCCAGGUACCCUGGCGCCCCUGGUCCAGCUGCGGAACUUUGAUGUCAGUCACAACAAGAUGGUGGACUUCCCUUGGGAGGAUCUCCAUAACCUCACAGCCCUGCAGCUGCUGAAGAUGAACCACAAUGAGAUGAUCCGUCUGCCUAAAGACUCCUUCUCUAACCUCAAGGACCUGAGGUCUCUCCGCCUCAACAACAACAGGUUCACCACUAUAGCGGAGGGGACGUUUGACGGCCUGAUCUCCCUGUCCCAUCUACAGCUCUAUAACAACCCGUUCAUAUGCCACUGUAGGAUAAACUGGCUGAGGGAUUGGAUUCUAAAGACCACCAUAUCGGUUCCGGAACAGAACUAUAUUGUCUGUGACACUCCGGAGCAGUUUAGAGGAGAGGUGAUCGUGAAACUGUCUGAGUCGAAGUGCAUGGCCCCUAAUGUUAGCAUAACGCCUGAGCCUAACGUUGACAAUACAACGCUCUAUGAAGGCACAGUGUUGAUCCUGAACUGUGAGAUCAAAGGGAACCCAAAGCCAGAGGUUAUCUGGAAAAUCCACACAAACCGCCAAAGCGUAGAGUACCCUCUGUCAACCAAAGAUGGAGAAUUAGUAGAAUCCAAUGAAUCUAAUGAGGAUUCUAAAAUGGCAGACGAUCCGUUUAAAAUGUUCAACAACGGCACUCUAGUCAUACCACGCCUUAGUGAAAAGGACAAUGGCAACUACAGCUGUUCCGCCACCAAUGAGUUUGGUAAACAUGACGAUUCACUAUCAAUAGUAGUAAUACCAAAACCACCCCCACCUGUUGGAAAAGUGAUUGACCCACCAGUUAUUAUUAAUAGGGAGAAAAUCCCAUCAGGACUUCAACCUGCGAUCAAAACCUCUCUUAGUAACCCUUUCAAACCGUUCAAUAUUGAUGGAAAGUAUAAUAUCUUCCCAACCCUUCCUCCCUCCAUUGAAGUUGACACUGAGCGUACAGAGCAAGUGUCCAGACAUCCACCCCGCGCCACUAGAACAUGUACCUUGACCAGUGAGACGCAGUACAUCUCCAACCAGGCCUUCAAUGGAAGCCUGGAGGAUGCCAGGCAGUAUACGUUUGACUUUGGAGUCAUAGCCUUAGGGGUGUCGGAGACGGAGGCGAAAGUUAGACUCAAUCCUCUCCUCCUUCCCAAAGACGACACAGACCUCCGUCUCAGCGCCUCAGAGGGCUUCCAUUCCAUCCACAGAGAGCCUCCCGAACGAUCAGCGGAAACCAGGAGAGCCCUCGUGGACUCAGGGCUGUAUCUGUGUGUCACCUCAGACCACAGACACUCAGCCAUCCAGUGGUCCAGGAUGGAAGAUGGCGUCAACACCUAUCUGUUCCGGGACCUACGCCCCGGCGCCAACUACUCCCUCUGUCUCACCUACAGAGGAGAGGACUGUGAGGUGCAGGUCCUCUUCACCACCAGGAAGAGAGUUCCUAACCUGUUGAUCAUCAUAGUCGUCAGCAUCUGUCUCCUCACCGUUUCCACCGUGCCCCUGCUGGGGGCGACCUGCUUCCACCUGGUCUACAAAUACAGGAACAAGACCUACAAGCUCAUCAUGAAGGCUAAAGACCACCAGCACCACAUGGAGAGGAACCUGGUGGUCAACUUCAACCUGAGGAACUCGUACGCCGAGUCACAGAGGCAGAUCACAGCCAGCGAGAUGGGGGAGGGAGAGGAGGGAGAGUGGGGGAGUGGGGGAGAGGGGGAGAGAGAGGGGGACGUGGAGGGGAGUGUGGUGACCGAGUCCUUCACUCUGUCUCAGUACAGAGGGAAUCUGGAUGAGUGUGAGGUGGGGUCAGAGUACAGUGAUAGGUUACCGCUAGGGGCGGAGGCUGUUAAUAUCUCUGGGCACUACAAAGAGCCACACCACUGAUCCUGAUGUCGUCGUGUUAGUAUUUGAUAGAUAGUCUUGACUAGACAGGUUCUAGUCAUCUUCAGUCACGAUCACAUGUCAUGUAAGUCUCACAGUAACUGUUUAUCUAUCCAUGAGAGAAAACCCUAUGUGACCAAAAUGUCUGCCAUAUCAAUCGCCUGGAUACAGUGUAGACAAAAUCAUAGGUGCUUCUGCUUUUGAAUGGAAAAGUAAAGGAAGGUAGUUUCUUAUGUAUGCUGUGAAGAUUAAGUUAAAAAAACAAACAUAUUUGUAGUAAAAUAUGUCAACGUCAUGUAAAAUAAACCCCUCCUGUGUGCUCUUAACAGUGAUGUUUCCUGAGACUUGUGACAGUCAUUCAGUGUAGUCUGUCACAGGCAAGGAAAAAAAAAAUGUUUAACUGCAUCUAAAAUGUCUCUUCUUAAAGUAACAGAUGCACUUAUGAAUGUUUACGUUCAUCUAUUGUAGGCUAUCAAUGCUAUUUUUUUUAAUCUAUAGUGAAUGUCCACAAUGUGAACCCUUUAAGCUGUAAGUCACAAGCUAUUGGUGUAAGUCACUUUACAGUAACCUUUAACCUGGUAUUGUGUCAAUAAUAUAUCUUUUACAUUUACAUUUUAGUCAUUUAGCAGACGCUCUUAUCCAGAGCGACUUACAGGAGCAAUUAGGGUUA
This is a messenger RNA of Coregonus clupeaformis (lake whitefish), 3671 nucleotides long. RefSeq names its product immunoglobulin superfamily containing leucine-rich repeat protein 2. The transcript has 2 exons. NCBI's taxonomy places the organism in Eukaryota, Metazoa, Chordata, Actinopteri, Salmoniformes, Salmonidae. Bases 842 to 3004 code for a protein of 720 amino acids. The record is from RefSeq and is a predicted model, not a curated record. Gene Ontology annotation, molecular function: protein binding.